Messenger RNA from Ectocarpus siliculosus, 1610 nucleotides. The record is from the annotation of a GenBank genome assembly. NCBI's taxonomy places the organism in Eukaryota, Phaeophyceae, Ectocarpales, Ectocarpaceae.
GUCUAGCCCUCCCUUUAGCACGUACACCACUUCCGAAGGUGUGAUAUCUCCUCUGAUUGCCGAUUGCAUCACCGCGUUUACCUUCACGCAAGAAGAUAGCCGCUGCGCGCACAAGAAAGAAGGGACGGCAAUCGGAGAAGCUGCGUGAUCCUCAAAAGUUGGCUCUACAGAUCUCUCUGAAGAGAGCGGAGAGCAGCGAGGAUGUUCGCUACAAGGAGUGAGUAUGACCGCGGGGUGAACACCUUCUCCCCAGAAGGCCGACUUUUCCAGGUGGAAUAUGCGAUCGAGGCGAUCAAGCUGGGGUCUACGGCGGUGGGCAUCCAGACCAAGGAGGGCGUGGUCCUAGCGGUGGAGAAGCGCCUCACGUCGCCCCUCCUCGAGCCCAGCAGCGUAGAGAAGAUCAUGGAGGUGGACUCGCACAUCGGUGCGGCGAUGAGCGGGCUGAUCGCGGACGCCCGAACCCUGGUCGACCACGCCAGGGUGGAGGCGCAGAACCACCGCUUCACAUACGACGAACCCAUGCGCGUCGAGGCGCUGACCCAGGCGGUGUGCGACCUGGCCCUCAGCUUCGGGGAGGGAGGGGGUUCCAAGACGAUGAGCCGUCCUUUCGGAGUUGCCCUUCUCAUGGCGGGGUUCGAUGACCGGGGAGCGCAGCUGUUUUUCAGCGACCCUUCGGGCAUGUUCGUGCGGUACAAGUGCAAGGCCAUCGGUUCGGGGAGCGAGGGGGCGCAGAGCACCCUCCAGGAGGGCUACAGCGACUCUCUCACGCUCGCCGAGGCGGAGGCGUUGGCCGUAUCCACGCUCAAGCAGGUAAUGGAGGAGAAGAUCAACCCGGACAACGUGGAGGUGGCGAGCGUAACCGAAAAGGGCUACUCUGUCUACACUCCAGAGCAGCUGACGGAGGUCCUCCAGAGGUUGUGAAGCGAAUGUAUCUAACUGUUCCCGAUUCUGAAGAAACGAACACGGCGGUCCGAGAAGGAACGUCGGGGGUGAUUUGCUCCCUGGAGUCCUUUCCAAGCAGCUUCGGUUCGUGUUGAGAUGCGGUCUUCGUGCCAUGGCGAGGGCGAGAGGGAUGGGCACGGGUCCUUCCCUACAGAAUCGGAGGCUCUCCGCAGUAGCAGGGCUCCUCGCUGCUGCGUGCGAGCGAGCAAAGCGGGACUCCUCCCCGUAGUGUCGUCCUGUAGAUGGACGGCACAGAAAUAAGAGUAGCCGAGACCACUUCCUUUGUGCGAUAAGUGGAUGGUUUAGAGUACGGUAGAACGCGAAUGCCGUGGGACCGGUUUUGGAAAUACUCCCAUGUUCUUUCGGGGCACGCGCAGUCCGGGUUGCUGUUCGGUUGCUGCAUGAGUCCUGGCGUCGCGAUAUGAGCGCGUGCUCUGUGCGGUCGGCAACUCGUUGCGGGAUGUGGCAGGGAACGUGAAGCCGUCGCCGAAGCGGUGUUAGACUGGGGAUGGUGCCCCGACCCUUUUUUUCUGUGCGUGCUCUGCUUGCCGAGAUGAUUCGGAUGAUGGUGUUCCUUCGUGGGAGAACGAGCGAGAAGGGCAUGCACCCGAUCGCGCACGACUCGCGCACCGCAAAGGACAGCCACAACAAAAGACACGAGAGGAGCG